Phacochoerus africanus (Common warthog) is the source of this 1698-nucleotide messenger RNA. RefSeq names its product chromosome 6 C1orf162 homolog (gene C6H1orf162). Bases 570 to 1076 code for a protein of 168 amino acids. The transcript has 7 exons. The record is from RefSeq and is a predicted model, not a curated record. NCBI's taxonomy places the organism in Eukaryota, Metazoa, Chordata, Mammalia, Artiodactyla, Suidae.
CGUGCGUUCUCAUGGAUGCCAGUCAGAUUCGUUUCCACUGAGCCAUGACAGGAACUCCAAACUGUAAGAUACUUGAUGACAGAUAAUGUGAGCCCUACCAUACCUGGCAUGGUGGUUAUAGACUCAAUACAUACUUUAUUAGAAAUGAACUCAUCCCCCUAUGUUCUGGCAUUCAUGGGUCAAAAGAUAUAAAAGAAGCUCUCUGCUUAUGGAGUUAAAAUAUAUACAAACCGUAUUGGCCACAAAGAGGAAGUAUGCCCUGGAGUUGAAACAAGAUCUUUGUGGCACAAAGCUUGAUGGCGGCAGUGGCAGUAAUCACUAUUUCAUCAUUCUGCAAAAUAAGGGUGGUAACAGAAGCAGCAAGUGAAAAGCUGGCUUACACAAUAACAUCUUAGGACCGGACUUUUUCUUCAAAGUUCAUACAUUAGUCUCCUGUGAGUUGGUCGAUGUGAGUCAGUUCUGGAGCAAUCAUUCCAUUCUUGGCAUCCUGAUAAGAUCAGAUUUACGGACCUACAAAGUGGAGGACUGUCUGCUGAGCUCUAGUACUUGCUCUGUAACGGGAAGACAACAUGGGAAGCGGUGGUUCCAAAUCUGAGCCCAACAAAAGUUCUUCCACAGCGGGACAAAAGGUCCCCCCCACCACCACCACUACCACCACCACCACCGCCGCCGCCGCCGCCGCCGCCACCACCACGGCAGCCCCGCGGCCACCGACCUUCAGGGCACCGCUGCAGUUUACCUCUACGCCCUUCCUCUCUGGCCACCCCAACAAAGAACAUCUGGUCUUAGCCUUUUUCGCUGGGGUUGUACUGACGCUGCUGCUGCUGGCCCUGAUCUUCCUCGUCAUGAAGAGCUACAGAAAGUGUCGCGCCAGUCCCCGGGCCCCGGACCCUCCCUCAGAUCCUCCAGCCGAGUGUGCACCCCCCGAGGAGGCCCUUACUUAUGCCAACAUGACUUUCAAAAUCUCAAAAGAAAAGAGAGAUCACCUGACCAUGAGUCAUUCUGCAGACUCAGACCCCGUUGUUUACGCUCAAAUUAAAGAGACAAACUCACCUUGCCUUUCCGGGGAGGCUUGAGUCCCGUGCCUCUCACCUCAGCUUGGGCUUCCUAUGUCAUGUUCCCUUUUAACCCGGACCACACCCUGGCUGAGACCACAGCCGGAGCUGUCUGGCUGUGAUCGGGCAACGCUAGCCAGCAGUUUUCAAGAACAAGGGUCAGUGUUUUUCCUGGCCUGAGAAGAGAUCUCCAACUCUCCUGCCUGGACCAGCAGCCUGUUAGCCCCUGGAUGGCUGGGACUGGCUCCCUGCCCCCUCCCAGCGUGCGUGGUACACAGCUCAGCGUACACAGCGCGUUCCUGCAGCAUCACCGAUCCACUUGGGGGAAGUCAACCAAGGGAACACCCUCGAGAGGAUCACAAAUAAAAGCAACCCCUCUGCAAUGCGGCCUCUUUCUCCAUCGCUGAUGUGUCUGUCCCCAUCCCCUCCGGAGUGACAGGCAGAAAAGCCGAAGGUAUCACCAUGGUACAAACUCUGGAACAAACGCAGGGUUGACUGGGGGCACGGGGCUCGAACCCCACCACUACCUGCCUUCAUUCCCUGGGGUAAGUGGGUUAAGCUUUUAAAGCUUCAGUUUCUUCAUCUUGAAAACAGGACUAAUAGCACGUGUCUCUCAGUGUUCCAAUAAACGGGAUAUCAUAUA